Molecule: messenger RNA, 1194 nt
Organism: Monascus purpureus
Lineage: Eukaryota; Fungi; Ascomycota; Eurotiomycetes; Eurotiales; Aspergillaceae
Source: the annotation of a GenBank genome assembly
CUCGAUCUUUGCCGGAGUUCCCCAAUUUACGGUCUCAGCCACAUUCUUCCUUCAUUACUUCCUCGAUAGCAUCACGAUAAAUUGUCAAAAUGGGAAAAGACAAGGCUGAGAAGGAAAAGAAGCGCGAGAAGAAGGAAAAGCGCGCUGAGAAGGACGGAGUCCACAAGAGCAAGAAGGACAAGAAGGAAAAGAAGGAGAAGAAGGACAAGACCCUUCUCGCCGAUGCGGUAGAAAAGGAACUUACCACAAAGGUUCUGGAGGGAAUUGAUGAGACAGUUGCUGCAAAGAUCGUCGUCAAUGGGGCUGCUGAGCCAGAGCCGAUGGAGGUGGAAAGCCGCCCAGUUGGCGCACUCGUGCCGUUUGCCAAUCCCCUGGUAGAAGACAAGUCCGCAAAGAAGGUAUUGAAGAGCGUGAAGAAAGCUGCUGUCAACAAAUCCCUCAAGCGAGGCGUAAAGGAAGUCGUCAAGGCUCUCCGGAAAUCCCCCAUUCCUCCAGCGAACGCCAGUCUAACUACACCAAAUGGCGUCGUUAUCCUCGCGGCAGACAUCUCACCCAUGGACGUGAUCUCGCACAUCCCCGUUCUGUGUGAAGACCAUGGCAUCCCAUAUGUGUUCGUCACGUCGAGAGCCGAACUGGGAGCGGCCGCCGCAACAAAGCGCCCCACCAGCGUCGUUAUGGUGGUCCCCAAGUCCGGGAAGGGCAAGAAGAACGAAGCAAAUGGUGACGAUGGAGAGGACUUCAGCAAGGUGUUCGAGGAGCUAGCCAAAAGCGUCGAAAAGGAGACCGAAAAAGUGACUGUUUAAAGAGAGUCACACGAUGACUGCUCACGUCUCUUGUCUUAAUACUAUUAUCCUUCAGGCCUUCUUUGGUUCCUUUUAUCUCUUUUUUUUUCCUUUCUUUCUAAGGGUCUCUCUUCUGGUUUCUUGCCAAUGGCUUUGGGCUGUAUAGUGCUUACUUUUUCAAGUGACGACGAGGCAAUGCAUGCCUAUGGAGUGUGGCCUUAGUUUGGGUCUUUGUCUUUCUUCACAGGGAUUUCUCUUCUUCCUUUUCUCUUGUUUUAUCUCUUGAUACAUGUCUGAAAUCUGGCGUUUUUUAUGGUGUACGUGAUGAGAUAUAAAGAAUCUAAGAACUCAGAACUCCAUCUUAUGUGGUCUCCAACGUUUAUGGACUAGAACUGCUGCUUUUCUGGUCAAA